UGCAUGUCCUUUCUGAAGAAACAUUCUCAAAAUCUGAUAAUCAAAUAUCGUUGAGGCGGAUGGUCCUUUCUCGAAAUGCGUGGCGUUUAAAAAAAUCAUUCUGGUGGAAAAGCUUAGCUUACUUUAGACAGUGAAUGGUGAAUAUUUAGUUAAGUCCAGAUGUGUUCUCGGAAUCGGUCACAUAGUCAUCUUCCUGUUUCGCUGAUGUAUAUCUUAUGCUUUUGGAGAAAUACCGCAGUCGACAACUAGUCACACUUCUGUCACUGCAGUCUGACACGUGAAAAGGAAUGAAACAACCUAAAGCAGGCAUGGAGCAGCAACGAUGGGCGAAAAAGAGAGAGGACCAGGAGAGCGCGGAUACUUUAAAGUCUCUAACCAAAGACUUCUGUAGUUAUACAUCAGCGCAUGGCUUUGAGAGGAUCAUGUCAUCAAAACAGUGGAUUCGCAAGGCAUUCUGGAGUUUGUUGUUUAUUGCAGCCAUUGUGGUGUUAUGCCUUCAGAUUCUGACGCUCUUAGAGAAAUAUCGCAGUCGACCAUUGGUCACACUCGUGUCACUGCAGUCUGACACGAGCCUUCCAUUUCCCACUAUCACAUUAUGCAACUUCAAUGCCAUUAAGUACGACGCUCUUGAUGAAAGCAACUUCACUGAUCUCAAAGAGACGAUUAAGAAGCAAAAUUCAUCGUCGAACUCUACAUCCUCUAGAAAACGUCGAGCAACCGCCGAUGUGGUGCCAACCGAUUCCCCACCAAUCCCAAGAGACUCUUCUUCAGGUUACGGUGAUGAAUACAAUGAAAACGAAGAUUAUGAUUACUGGGGAGACGACGAGGUGGGAGAUCCAAACUAUCUUGAUGAAGAAUAUUUCGAAAGUGAAAAGGUUUCUCUUUUGUUGGCUGGAAAAGAAGAAAAUUAUCUUUCCAAAUUGGGUCAUCAGUUUAAAGACAUGAUUUUGUCCUGCACUUAUCGCGGCGUUUCUUGCAGCAAUUUCACAGCAAAUUUCUGGACUAAGUUUUGGCACUACAAGUACGGCAAUUGCUACCUAUUCAACAGCGGUUUGACAAGCUCGGGAUCUAACGGCCCCGUGGUUAAGUCAAACAAAGCUGGGCCCACACAUGGACUGAAUCUUGAGGUAAACGUGGAACAAGACAACUACCUCGAUAAAUUUACACCAGAAGCUGGUGUCAGACUUGAUAUUUCAAGUCAGGGAUAUAUGCCAUUUCCGAUGGAGAAGGGCUUGAGCAUACCUGUUGGGUUCGCCACUUCAAUUGGUCUAAGAAAGGUUAUGAUAGAAAGGCAAGAUCCAUUUAAUGACAAUCGAUGUCAUAAAAACUCCUCUAUUGAUAAGUCGAACUUGUACACCAGAAUGUUCAACGCCUCAUACUCAUCAACGGCCUGUAAGGAGUCAUGCUUAGCCAACAAUCAGUUUUUGCAGUGUGGAUGUAUGGAGUACAGAUUCCCUGUGGAUAAAAAUCCAGUUUGUGAUAUUACCAAUAAAACUACUAUUAGCUGUCUCAACAAGUUACAAAAGCAGUACCGGGACAACAAACUUAAUUGCAGUAGCUCGUGCCCGCCUCCAUGCAGCCAGGAAGAGUUCAAGAUUAGUACAUCGCUUGCUGUUUGGCCUUCGGUAAAUUACGAGGUAUUCUUCCAAGAUGAGCUGAUUAAGCGCGGGAAAUUCGAUUGGUUAGAUUUUGGCUCCCUCAGAAGAAAUGUAUUAAAGAUUCAGAUUUUCUUCGAAGAACUUAACGUUGAAAUGAUAAAGGAACAGAAGUCAUACGGAAUUGCAGAUUUCGCGUCUGACAUUGGUGGCCAGCUUGGUUUAUGGAUCGGUUUUUCUGUGCUGACAAUAGCUGAGUUCAUCGAAUUCAUCAUGUUAUUGUUUGCUCAUCUUGCCCAAAAGCGUACAUCGCGAAGCAAAGUCAAGUCAACCACAAUGGAAAUGAAUUGAAAAAACUCAAUCGAGAGCAACCAUGAUACUAAGCAUGCGUACAUUAAUCAUAAUCCUAAUCAUAUGUUAUUAUAUGCAGUCAAGGGUUUUAUAAGCUAAGAUGCAGAACGCACUGAUCUCGGGCGUCAAAGCUUCCAAAAAUAGAAUCAUAUAAAGGAUAAGGGGAUUUAGAAUCACUGCCUAAGUGAAAGAAAAAAAAAAUUUUUCUUAGAAUAAACUGAAAAAGGUAUGUUGACUUCGUAUCUUUUAGAAAACAAUAUAUUUAAACUUAUAUAUGUAACUCAAGUAGUUAUUAGAUGGGCUGAGGCAGGUUAGGAUUUGAAAUUGGCGGAAAUGUGAGCCAUUUAUCAGUUUCAACAUCAUUAAUCAGAGAGAGAUUUCCUUAAGUAGUUUCUUGUUGGGCUUAAAGCAGUUAAUAACAUACAAAAUGAGGUGGAAAUACAGCCGGUAGUGUUUUUUCGGUUGGUGUUUUAUUCCAUAUAAUUUACUAUUCAUUCAAUUCAUCCCAAUGUUUACAAAAAAAAUAGCACUAGAAGAAAAAACCACAUUCAAAGCAAACUACCCUACGUCUUCUUUAUAGCAGAAUGCUUAGGCUCCGGGGCGAAUGAGGCAACCGUUCAUCCUUUAAGUUCUACAAUAAAUAUGUAAACUACG
Stylophora pistillata is the source of this 2600-nucleotide messenger RNA. RefSeq names its product epithelial sodium channel subunit gamma. Gene Ontology annotation, biological process: sodium ion transmembrane transport. NCBI's taxonomy places the organism in Eukaryota, Metazoa, Cnidaria, Anthozoa, Scleractinia, Pocilloporidae. The record is from RefSeq and is a predicted model, not a curated record. Gene Ontology annotation, molecular function: ligand-gated sodium channel activity. Gene Ontology annotation, cellular component: plasma membrane.